Hyaena hyaena (striped hyena) is the source of this 2233-nucleotide messenger RNA. RefSeq names its product WD repeat domain 18 (gene WDR18). Bases 1 to 1299 code for a protein of 432 amino acids. Gene Ontology annotation, molecular function: protein binding. Gene Ontology annotation, biological process: DNA-templated DNA replication; rRNA processing. Lineage: Eukaryota; Metazoa; Chordata; Mammalia; Carnivora; Hyaenidae. The record is from RefSeq and is a predicted model, not a curated record. Gene Ontology annotation, cellular component: nuclear pre-replicative complex. The transcript is spliced from 10 exons.
AUGGCGGCUCCCAUGGAAGUGGCCGUGUGUACGGACUCGGCGGCCCAGCUGUGGAGCUGCAUCGUGUGGGAGCUGCAUUCGGGCGCCAACUUGCUCACGUACCGCGGCGGCCAGGCCGGACCCCGCGGUCUGGCGCUGCUCAAUGGCGAGUACCUGCUGGCGGCGCAGCUGGGCAAGAACUACAUCAGCGCCUGGGAGCUGCAGCGGAAGGACCAGCUCCAGCAGAAGAUCAUGUGCCCCGGGCCUGUCACCUGUCUGACCACAUCGCCCAAUGGCCUUUAUGUCCUGGCGGGGAUUGCAGAGAGCAUAUACCUGUGGGAGGUCUCCACAGGGAACCUUCUGGUCAUCCUGAACCGCCACUAUCAGGAUGUGUCGUGCCUGCAGUUCACAGGGGACAGCAGCCACUUCCUCUCGGGGGGCAAGGACUGCCUGGUGCUGGCGUGGAGCCUGUGCAGCGUGCUGCAGGUGGACCCCUCCCGGACCCCAGCCCCCCGGCAUGUCUGGUCUCGUCACACCCUCCCCAUCACAGACCUGCACUGUGGCUUUGGGGGGCCCCUGGCCCGGGUGGCCACGUCUUCGCUGGACCAGACGGUGAAGCUGUGGGAGGUCUCGUCGGGCGAGCUCCUGCUCUCCGUGCUGUUUGACGUGGGCGUCAUGGCCGUGACUAUGGACCUGGCCGAGCACCACCUGUUCUGUGGCGGGAGCGACGGUGCCAUCUUCCAGGUCGACCUUUGCACCUGGCCCGGGCACAGAGAGACGACCUUCCAGCCGGAGCAGGACGGCGGGAAGGCGUUCCGAGGGCACAGGAACCAGGUGACUUGCCUGUCCGUGUCUACCGACGGCAGCGUGCUGCUGUCCGGCUCCCACGAUGAGACCGUGCGCCUGUGGGACGUCCAGAGCAAGCAGUGCAUCAGGACGGUGACCCUCAAAGGCCCGGUGACCAACGCCUCCAUCAUGCUGGCGCCCGUCAGUAUGCUGAGCUCAGACUUCCGGCCGGGCCUGCCCCUGCCCCACUUCAACAAGCACCUGCUGGGCGCCGAGCACGGGGACGAGCCGCACCGCGGGGGCCUCAUGCUGCGCCUGGGGCUCCACCAGCAGGGUUCGGAGCCGAGCCACCUGGAGCGAGCCGACCAGCUGCACUCGGUGAUGAGCGCCACGAUGGAGAAGAGCGUCCUGGGCGGCCAGGACCAGCUGCGGAGCCGCGUGGCCGCGCUGGAGGACGAGGUCCGGAACCUGCGGAAGGUCAACCGCGAUCUGUUCGACUUUUCCACGCGAAUCAUCACGCGGCCGGCCAAGUGAGCCCCCUGCCUGCUGAGCAGCCUGUGGACGUUUUACGCCCCCGCCCCCCAGGAGCCUUGUUUUCCACGUGCCCCCGCGGCCUUUGGCGCUGCUCUGUUUCUAACAAAAGGACUAAAGCGUCUCCUCUGCCCCCGUCCGUGCUGGGCGGAUCCCAGGUCUCGCCAGGCCGCAGGGCCCCCAGCAAGACCUGCCUCAGUGGAGGCCCCUGAGUCCAGUUUUUAAAACUCAGUGUCAAGAACUGACAGUUUUUUUCAGAGGCUGGUCGGCUGCCGCAGGGCUUUCGCUCGACUGUGAGGGUGAGGCCACGCUGGGGGGAGGGGUGGCUCCUGAGGUGCAGGCAGAGGUUCAGAGAGAGCGCAGUGUGGUGCCACUGAUCCAGUCCCUUUGAUGGGCUCCCAGGGGUCGCCCCAGCCUGGCUCCGGGGGUGGCCGGUCCUGGGCCAGGGUCCUCCAGAGGGAUGUGCACCCCCACGGCCAGAUGAGAACCUUUCUUGUUGGCCUGAAGGGCCUGCGGGAGGCCAGUUGUCUCUCUCCUGCCCUGGGGAUGUGGCCAGUGGUCAGCCAGCACCUGGAGCCCAGCCCAGACAACGGCCCCACAGCCAUGCACAGAACCUUCCAGAAAAGUGCCUGCCCCUGACAGCUCAGCUUAAUGACCCAGAAGCCAUGUGACUGAGCAAGUGCUGGAAUAUGGAGCCAGGCCAGGGGUCCCAGCUGGGGUCCCGCUCCUGGGCCCAGGGACAGCCCCCCCCCCCUGCCCCGAGCUCCGGGCUCUGUUUUCCCAUCUGUAGGCUGGGCACAGGCAGGCCUCACCUGUGGGUCUCCAGAAAGCCUGGAAGAUCUGCUCAGGCUGAGGCUCCGGGGCCCAGACGUGAGUGAGGGGCCGUCUGUGUCUGCGGCUGCCUGCACGUCUCCUCGAGUAAAUGUUUUGGAAGCAG